This is a messenger RNA of Acanthaster planci (crown-of-thorns starfish), 2269 nucleotides long. RefSeq names its product NME/NM23 family member 5 (gene nme5). The record is from RefSeq and is a predicted model, not a curated record. NCBI's taxonomy places the organism in Eukaryota, Metazoa, Echinodermata, Asteroidea, Valvatida, Acanthasteridae. Gene Ontology annotation, molecular function: nucleoside diphosphate kinase activity. Gene Ontology annotation, cellular component: cilium. Gene Ontology annotation, biological process: UTP biosynthetic process; CTP biosynthetic process; cilium movement.
GUAGGCUUAUCGAUUAUCUCGGGUACGCCACUGCUGUAGAGCUGUGUAGCAUACACUAUAACUACAAAGCCAUUGCCGGUGAUUCAAAUGGCGAAAAAGGAGGGAAUUGGAGUAUGUAGCAAAGAAAAUGAAAAUAAUUAUAAUGCAGACAGCUAUGUUACACAAGCAUAAUGCUGCCAAAAUACCCGAAAAAUGAGGCUUGCUAGAGGGCGCUGUUCAAAUAUGUAUGGCCACAGACUCGGAUGGCCGUCCUGAUGACCCAGACUAACUAUCCACACAUCAUGUACAUAGCAACAGCAAUAUUCAGUGCUCGAGAUAAAAAGUAGACUUAGCCUAUGGUUUAUUUUCAGAGUUGUCUUCGUUUUUACGUGUAUAGUUUGAUAUCAAAGCAGUCAUAUGCCCGAGUCAGAGGUUAUGGAGGCUCCACAGAUUUUUGUGGAGCGGACACUGGCCCUUAUCAAGCCAGAGGCGGUAGAUAAAGCCGAAGAAAUCGAAGAAAUUAUUCUUCAAUCUGGCUUCACCAUUUUGCAGAAGCGGCGCGUGCAUCUGACCCCGGAGCAGACCAGCGAUUUCUACGCUGAGCAUUACGGCAAGAUGUUCUUCCCUUCACUUGUUGCCUACAUGAGCAGUGGGCCUAUCAUUGCCAUGGUACUGGCCAGAGAUAAUGCCAUCGCCUGCUGGCGAGAGCUGUGUGGGCCAACCAACACCAACAAGGCCCGGGAAACACACCCGGACAGCAUCCGGGCUCUCUAUGGCACAGACGACCAGAAGAAUGCCGUCCACGGAAGUGACAGUCAGUACAGCGCAGAGAGAGAAAUCAGAUUCAUGUUCAAUGACAGUAUUGUUGAGCCGAUCCCCGCCGGGCAAGCUGCCAAGGAUUAUCUGACCAAAGUGGUCAACCCGACGUUGUUGAGGGGUCUCACAGAGCUCUGUAAACAGAAGCCCGAAGACCCAAUCACGUGGCUUGCCGAUUGGCUGAUCAGCAACAAUCCCAACAAGCCACGGAUUCAGGAGCAGUGUCGGGUGGAGGAACCCAUGUGAUCACCUUCCCAAUCCUCACCGAGACGCCAGGAAAACUAUCAACAAUCCAGAUUCCAAAUUACAGUCCUAGAGUUCGGGAUAGCUUCAGGGAAGGUUGGAUAGGUGGGCCAAAGCAGAAAAAAAAGGAUACCUCUAUUUGUGCUGAGAAUUGAAGCCACAUCCAAAGCAUGUGGCUGUGGCUAGAGGCAAUGCAUGUUUCUAUGGGGAAUGCAUAAAGCCACCAGCUGUCAGCCCCCAUAGAAACGUGUGUCAUGAUCAGCCGUAGCGGUGUAAUUCAGUCUCAGCCUUAGGCCGUCAGUAGUUAAUUUUGUGGUUUCCAUGUAGAGUCAAACAUUGAACCAGUUUCAUCCAUAUCAACGACAGGGAUGGUACAGUAGUAAACCUGAUCAAGUGCCCUCCGAUUUGCAGGGUAAAUCCUUCUCAUGAAUCGUUGAGGCAUUGUGAAUAGGGAGCGUUCCAUUUUGUCAGGUGUUGAAUUUCUCACCUGUUCAUCAAAAACUAGUUUAGCUUUGACAGCACAGGCACCGGUAUUUCAAGGUCGAAAAUGACGUAAAACUGCUAAAAUUGUCUGCCUGAAACUGUCUGCUUUAACUCCAGACUUGGCCCUAAAUUUUCCCCGACCAAGGUGAAUCAGGUAUGUGUAUUAUACAAGGAAAAAGUUCCGAAAGAAAUUAAUUUCUGAUUGAUAAACAAGACCUGCCAAGAAUAAAUCUAUUAUGGAUUUGGCCGACAAUUUUACUGCGUCAAUGUGCCCACAAAAGUUUACAUUCAAUUGUUUAAUAUCUUAUGUACCUGUAAUAUACAUGUACGGUGUUGACUUCUUUUUUGUAACAUGUCUUCUUUCAUGUUCGAAGUUUGAUAAAAGUGAUGUAAAAUAAAGACAGAGUAUGCGUAGCUCUUGCAUUCUUAUUUAAACUUAAAACAGAAAAUGUUCAACCUGUUUCUUAAAAACAUUGCACUUUGCUGCAAGCUUUCUUAUCUAGCACAUCUUAAAAAUUCGUUUUUCAUGGUGAGAAAGCUUGGAAAUAAUUUUUUAAAGUUUAGUUACGGUACUUCGAUCGGUUUCCAGCAGAAAAGAUGCGGUUGUGUGGACUGGCUUUUAUCCCUGUGGGAUGCUCAGAGAGGACUGUAAAAAGUAUAUGUAUUACCCAUAACAUGACUUGCUUGUAAAUAUUGUUUCCUUGUUGGUUGCUCAAUAAAUACUGCCAGAAGAGCAUCUGUUUUGGAA